GGCAGCUGUAAAUUAAUGUGUAACCAACAACACAGAGGUGGGAAGACUGGUCAGGACACAGUGUUAUUUAUAGAGGCUGGUGCAGGAGAGAUUCCUGACAGGCAUCACAGCAGGCGAACCACCAUGCCGUUGCUUCUUACAUUGUUCGCCCUCCUCAGCAGCACUUGUGCCCUAGAUACCAUUUACAUGCCUGGCAACUACAGCAUAGAUGAAAAUGGGUCCAUGUCAUUUGUGUCCGAUUAUAACAGCACAGCAGAGAUUAUCUUCUUCGACAGUGUUUCAGCCAGCUGGAAUUACAACACCAACCUGACCAAUUACAACCAACAGAAGCAGAUCGAGGGCUCCUUGAGAGAGCAGGAAUUCGUGGAAGCCUGGGCCAAGAAAGCAAAGGAGUUUGAUGGUGUUAAAGACAAUUUCAAAGAUAAGAUGCUGACAAGGCUCCUCGACCAGAUUCGCAUCCUAGGCGCUGCUAAUCUCUCACCAGAUGACAGGAAGGAGUUCAACACUAUCCUGAGUGAAAUGGACAAUAUAUACUCGACAGCUAAGGUGUGCCCACCUGGUGAGGAGGAUCACAACAAAUGUUGGAGUCUCGAGCCAGAGCUGACUGAUAUAAUGGCAAUAUCCCGGAGUUACAAGAAGCUGCUGUAUGCAUGGGAGGGCUGGCACAACUCUGCAGGGAUUCCACUGAGAAAGCACUAUAAGAAAUUUGUUCAAAUGAGCAACAACGCCUCUAGAAUGGAUGGUUUUAACGACACUGGAGAGCACUGGAGAUCCUGGUAUGAGUCGCCAACAUUCGCUGAUGAUCUCGAAAAGAUCUACAAUGAUCUCAAACCACUUUACCUUAAUCUUCAUGCUUUUGUGAGGAGGAAGUUAUAUCAGCAAUAUGGACCCAAAUAUAUAAACCUGAAAGGACCCAUCCCUGCACAUCUAUUCGGUAAUAUGUGGGCCCAGCAAUGGAACAACAUCUACAACCUUAUGAUCCCAUUCCCAAACAAACCCAACAUUGAUGUUACUGAUAUGAUGGUUAAGAAGAACUGGAACGCCACCCACAUGUUCAGAGUCUCUGAGGAAUUCUUCACGUCCUUGGGGCUGAUCAAAAUGCCACAGGAAUUUUGGGAUUCCUCAAUGCUUGAAAAACCUGAUGAUGGCAGGGAAGUUGUGUGCCAUGCAUCUGCCUGGGAUUUCUAUAACCGCAAGGACUUCAGAAUCAAGCAGUGCACGACAGUCACCAUGGAGCAGCUGUUCACAGUUCACCAUGAGAUGGGGCACGUAGAGUACUACCUUCAGUAUAAGGACCAACCAGUCACCUUCAGGAGAGGAGCCAACCCUGGCUUCCAUGAAGCAGUCGGGGAUGUUUUGGCACUCUCAGUCUCUACACCCAAUCAUUUGCACAAGAUUGGACUACUGGACAAUAUCACCAAUGACAAUGAGACUGACAUUAACUACCUCCUGAAAAUGGCCUUGGAAAAAAUCGCCUUCCUCCCAUUUGGAUACCUAAUCGAUCAGUGGCGUUGGAAAGUGUUCAGUGGACAGAUUUCCCCAGACAACUACAACAGUGAAUGGUGGAAACUGAGAACAAAGUACCAAGGCAUCUGCCCCCCAAUUCUAAGGAAUGAAACAAACUUUGACCCUGGUGCCAAGUACCACAUCCCUGCAAAUACACCUUACAUCAGGUACUUUGUGAGUUUUAUUCUACAGUUCCAGUUCCACAAAGCACUGUGCAAAGCCAGUAACCACAGUGGACCUCUGCAUAAAUGUGACAUCUACCAGUCAAAACCAGCUGGGAGGUUACUCAGUGACGCACUGAAGGAUGGCUCUUCGAGACAUUGGGAGGAUGUUCUUCGUGAUUUUACAGGCAAUGAUAAACUAAAUGCCUCUGCCCUGCUUGAGUAUUUCCAACCUGUCACUGAUUGGCUGGUGGAGCAAAACAAUAAAAACAAGGAGGAGAUGGGGUGGUCUGACUUACACUGGCAGCCUCCGAUCCCUGAGGGAUACCCAGAUGGUAUCGAUAAAAUCACUGAUGAAAAUCAGGCAAAGGUUUUUAUUGGUGAGUACAACACUGAAGCAGAGAAGGUGUGGUACGAGAGCAGCGAGGCCUCAUGGACAUAUAACACCAACAUCACUGAGCACAACAACAAGAUCAUGUUGGAGAAGAGCCUAAUCCUGUCCAAUCAUACAAGAAAGUACGGGGAGAAAGCUCGUCAGUUUGAUUACACAGAUUUCCAAAACGAAGAAACCAAACGAAUUCUGAAGAAAAUGAGUGACAUUAAGGAAGCAGCUCUGCCUGAAGCAGAAGUGAAGGAGUACAAAAAUGUCUUGUCUGAUUUGGAGACCACCUACAGUGUUGCUAAAGUAUGCGGGAAGAAUGGGACCUGUUACCCUCUGGAACCCGAUCUGACAGAUAUCAUGGCCAACUCAGAUGACUACAAUGAGCUGCUGUUUGCCUGGAAAGGAUGGAGAGAUGCUUCAGGAAAGAAAAUGAGGGACAACUUCAAGAGAUACGUGAAACUAAGCAACAAGGCAGCAACACUUAAUGGCUAUGCUGACACAGGGGAACAAUGGAGGUCCGUUUAUGAAUCCAAGAACUUUGAACAAGAUUUGGAGAAAAUUUACAAAGAGCUGCAACCCUUGUACCAAAACCUACAUGCCUAUGUCAGAAGAGCAUUACACAAGAAAUAUGGAGACAAGUACAUUAACCUGAAGGGCCCAAUCCCAGCCCACCUCUUGGGUAACAUGUGGGCCCAGUCAUGGAGUGAUAUCUACAAGCUGCUAAUGCCCUAUCCCGGUGCCAGCCAUGUUGAUGCCACGCCUGCAAUGAUUGAGAAGAAAUGGACUCCUUUAAAGAUGUUUGAGGAAUCAGACAAUUUCUUCAGAUCACUUGGCCUCAAACCGAUGCCAAACGAGUUCUGGAAUAAGUCGAUGAUUGAGAAGCCAAAGGACCGAGAGGUUGUGUGCCACGCCUCUGCCUGGGACUUCUACAACCGCAAGGACUUCCGAAUUAAACAGUGCACUGUGGUGAACAUGAAUGAUCUGGUGACUGUGCAUCAUGAAAUGGGACACGUCCAAUACUUCAUUCAGUACAAAGACCAGCACGUCUUGUUUCGUGACGGUGCUAACCCUGGGUUCCAUGAGGCCAUCGGUGAUGUAAUGGCUCUGUCAGUAUCCACACCGAAACACCUUCAAAGCAUUGGGCUGCUCGACAAGGUGGAGAACAACAGAGAAAGUGAUAUUAACUACCUGAUGAGCAUGGCCUUGAGGAAAAUUGCUUUUCUCCCAUUUGGCUACCUGAUUGACCAGUGGCGAUGGAAGGUUUUUGAUGGGCGGAUCCCUGAAUCUCACUACAACCAAGAAUGGUGGAAUCUGAGGUUAAACUAUCAAGGUGUGUGCCCUCCUGUUCCUCGCACAGAGGAAGAUUUUGAUCCUGGUGCAAAAUUCCACGUUCCUUCAGCUGUCCCAUACAUCAGGUACUUUGUAAGCUAUAUCAUCCAGUUCCAGUUCCACGAGAGUCUUUGUAAAGUUGCUAAUCAUACGGGGCCUCUCCACAAAUGUGACAUCUACCGAUCAAAAGAAGCUGGACAACGCAUUGGGGAUGCCAUGAAGCUAGGAAGCAGCAAGCCAUGGUACGAGGCCAUGAAAAUGAUCACUGGGGGCACACGCAUGUCAGCUGCUUCCCUGCUGAAGUACUUUGAGCCGCUGAACGAAUGGCUCAAAACUGAAAACACGAAGAACAAUGAGGUAUUGGGAUGGCCCGACUCUAACUGGAGGCCAGUUGCUGGCUCCACUGUACCUCCAAGUCCAACAGCAACAGCUUCCACUGCAGAAGGGAGUUCUGUGUAUUUCCUGGGAUUGAGUUUAGACCCAAGCCAGGCAAAGGCAGGGCAGUGGAUCUUGUUUACACUGGCCUUGGUUCUGGCCAUAGCUGUCAUAGGCCUUUCCAUAAAAAUGUUUAAAAGAAAGUGAAGUCCUAACAAAUCAUUGUCUGACUGCCAAAUGGAUCGAAAGGAAAUCUUGUCAGGGCAGAACUUUUUCACUACACAAAACAAAAAAUAAUCAGUGUUCAAUUUGUUAAUCUGGUCUCAGAAUGGUUAAUCAGUCACUUGUACAUCCUCUAGCAGUGAUUAAGUAAUCAGUACAGGGAUAUGGAAUAAUCGUGCAAAUGGUUCCCUUAUGUUUGUAAUUCACUGUAAUUCUUGAAUGUAAAUCCCAGCAAUUUCUGGUUACAUUGUUGAGAUUCCAUUAUGUAUGUUGGAAAUGCAACCAUGCUGAAUUGCAGUGAAACCGAGGCCACAUGUAUAAAGCUCCAAUGAGUAAGUUUCAGCAGAGAAAAUGCAACAGUACACAGACACAAUGGAAAUGUAACUGCAUCUUACAAUGGUGUAAGUUCAGGCAAAUCCAACUGUAAUGGAAAUGUUUUCUGAUUGGGUAUUUAACCAAAAAUAGGGUUGACAUAUUCCAGCAAUGAAAGCUGUAUUUUCCACUCAAAGCCCUGAGCCCCCACUCUUUAUUGAAUUCCCUGGCACGUUAGGAGCAGGCAGUGUCCUCUCGAGCAUGAGACCUGAACCCAUUCAAGCUUUGCGAGGCAGAGGUGGUCCCACAGCACAUCAGGUCUGGUGAGAGUUUGCCAAGCAAUUGGAUUGUCAAAUUUUGAGAAGAAUGUAAGAUUUUUCAAACAAUUGCAAGGAGAAGCCAUUAAAUGAGGAUUCCUAGAGUGGGAAGUGAAUGCAGUGGGAUGCUAUUGAAGUUCACUGACAUACUCACUGCACCUCAACAAAAAAAUUACUUCAUUUGCUGUUGAUUAUUUUAAAGCGGGUAACAUGAACAGCACUGUGCCAGCUUCUAUCUUACCUCCAUAAGACAUUAAGAUUGUCUCUAAAUAUUUUAAACUCCAUUUCUCUUCUAAAAUGAUGAACUGUUGAAGAAGUGCUAAUGUCAUCCUUGCAAUGGCUCAGCCAAUGUGUCCUGUGUGCUGAAGAGCUGCAGUAAGUGUUCAGCUGCCAAGAUUUGCUUGGCAGCUUGUAUGGAGUUGAUUGAGCUCAACAAGGAUGAGAGUUGAAAGUUUAUAAUUAGACAGAGAGGUGAAACUCAGUCAGUCAGAACUCCUGAUUGCCACUUAGAGAUAUCCAAUGGAUGUGGAACAAUGAGAUGGACAGGUUAGGCUACGUUGCCCAGCUGACUGGGUAGUCCAUCAACGCUCGCCAUCAAGCCUUGUGUGAAGGACAACAAAGUUACCAGAAUUCAACCAGUGCUCGUCAAGAAACAAACCCAACAACUUCAAAGAAUAAAAAUGGUGAGAAAAAUAUAUCAAGAUCCCACCCAAGAAAAAUCUGGAGACACUUAUUGAAAAAUAUCCUGCUGUGUUCUAGAAAAAUCUUGUUUCUUUCGCGUAUUUGCAUGCAUUCAUUGCAUGAUUUACAUGAUUUAUGUACAAGUUCCAAUCCAUGUUCUGUGGCAAUUCAUAUACUAAGUGAGUGAAGGACCUGAUGUAACUAACAGCAUGCACAAUAUAUUUAGCUGUUUUGAACUGUA
Molecule: messenger RNA, 5526 nt
Organism: Mobula hypostoma (lesser devil ray)
Lineage: Eukaryota; Metazoa; Chordata; Chondrichthyes; Myliobatiformes; Myliobatidae
Gene: ace
Product: angiotensin I converting enzyme (peptidyl-dipeptidase A) 1
Exons: 25
Coding region: 16-3960 (1314 amino acids)
Biological process (GO): proteolysis; positive regulation of systemic arterial blood pressure; regulation of systemic arterial blood pressure by renin-angiotensin
Cellular component (GO): plasma membrane
Molecular function (GO): peptidyl-dipeptidase activity; metallopeptidase activity
Source: RefSeq, a predicted model, not a curated record